Linnemannia hyalina is the source of this 1356-nucleotide messenger RNA. The record is from the annotation of a GenBank genome assembly. Lineage: Eukaryota; Fungi; Mortierellomycota; Mortierellomycetes; Mortierellales; Mortierellaceae.
AUGAGCGCACCCUCUGAGACCAUUCAACCCACCCCCUCGAUCAGCAGCGCCGUGCCUCCUGUCACAGCCAAUAAACCACCUCACGUCUUGAUUGGUGGUGCUGGUCUGGCUGGCCUUUUCCUCGGCAUUCUUCUAGAGAGGGCUGGGAUCCCCUAUGAGAUCUUCGAACGUUCUGCUGAACCCAGGCAACUUGGCGCCAUUAUGUGUCUGACACCAAACAUCCUCCCAGCAUUCGAGCAGCUCGGCUUGUUGGACGAACUUUCGUCGAUCUCCAAGCCCACGAUUACCGGAGUAAUGUUAACCGAUAAGUUAAAACCUAUUGGCAAAUAUGCCGCUAAUGCCAAUUACUCUGAACUCAUUGGGUACGACCGCGUCCUCUUCUCCCGUCCUGAGUUGCACGCCAUGUUAUUCAAGAAGAUUCCCAAGGAAAAGCUCCACAUGUCCAAGAAGAUCGUUACACUUGACCAAGAUCAGGAUGGCGUUACUGUGACCUUUGACGACAACACCACUGCUCGCGGUGAUAUCCUUGUCGGCGCUGACGGGGCUCAUAGUUCCGUUCGUCAGCACUUGUACAAGACCCUGGAGAAGGAGGGCCUUCUCCCCAAGUCUGAUACUGAGGAUACGAACAAAGGCUACAUUUCUCUUGUAGGGACGACCAACGCCCUCGACCCCGUCAAGUACCCUGGUGUCUUGGAGAAGGAAUCCGAGAGUUACUUUAUGUUCGGAGAUAAAGAUACGCCCUAUACUGUAAGCUACGCCGACAACAAGAAGAUGUUGGACGAGAUCCGUCACUUCAAGACCCCCUAUGGCAACAUGGGAGACUUGUUUGAUGUGACCGAUAUUGAGAAGGUCUCCAAGAUCUAUUUCGAGGACAAACUCUUCGAGACCUGGACGCAUGGACGAACUGUUCUUAUCGGUGAUGCUGCUCACAUUCUUCUUCCAAGUAGCGGUGCAGGUGCAGUAAACGCUAUGCAAGAUGCUGUUCUCCUCGCCAACCACCUCUACGACAUUAGGUCCACCAACUUCAAGGUCAUCAAGACCGCGCUGGGUGACUACAAGAAUGAUCGAUUCGAUGCCGUCAAAGAUCAAUACCAAAAGUCCCACAUGAGCGCCAAAAUAUUCUUCGGACAUACUUUCUUUGAGCGAGUUCUCAGAUACGUUGUGUUCAGCUGGCUCCCCAAAUCACUCCAGGGCAAGCAAUUGAUCAAGGAUACUGCUUACCGUCCUCAGGCUAACUUUUUACCUCUGGCGCCAAAGCGUGGCACAAUGGAUGUCAUUCCUCAGAGACCUUCGAAGCGCAUUGAGAAGGAGAAAGAGGAGGCAGCGAAGAAAGAGACAGCUGCAACUGCUCUGUAG